CUCUCAAUUCAUGUUUAUGAUGUGCCUUAUGCCAAAAUUGCCUUGGUUAACUGUUAUACUCAACUGUUGAAGUUACUUUUUCAUAUCAAUAUUUUUUAAGCCUUUUUUGGAUAAAUCUUCUUCCAAUUAAUCAGAAAUCUAAUUCGGAUAAUUAUUUCAGAAUUCGUAUCAAGGGUCUAUGACAGAUGAUAUUUUAAUUAAAAUUAAAGCGUGUUUAAAAUAAAUAAUGGAUGACAAAUGGACCCCUGUUGAAGAUAGAUUUAAAUAUGGAGUCGCUAUAUCCAAUUUCUCAUCGGACUCUCCGGUCGUCAUUCAAAGUGCCUUAGACCUCGUUGUUGGUGAAACUGUUUCAAUCCUUCUGUCUAUAAAAGACUGGUAUUAUGGUCACAAAUUGGGAGAUAAUGUCAGAGGAAUUUUCCCCAAAAGUUACAUUGCAAUCAAAGAUCAUGUCGAGGAAAAGAUCUGCGGUGCUGAGAUGAAAGAGCCAAGUAUUACAAAAGAAGUCACAGUUAUUUUGAGAGAAUGGAAAACGAAAUGGAGGCAACUUUAUAUUCGCCGAAGUAAGGAUUUUGACACUGUCAGGCUAAUGAUGAUCGAAAUGAUUGAACUCAGAAGUAAAAUUAUGUCUGGUACAUUACCUGUUGACGAACUGAAAAAUUUGAAACAAACUAUCACUUCAAAAAUUGACUUGGGCAAUGUUUUACUUGGAUUUGACAUGAUUGUCCGUGAUGAGUUUGGUAAUGUUCUUGAUCCAAAGGAAUGUAGUGCCAUUGAGCUUUAUCGUGCUCAUGAAAGUUCCACGGAAAAAAUUCGACACGAAUCGCGUGGAUUAGCCAAUGAAAAUGACAAUAGAGAUAUUUUACUAGCUAUGAAAGGUGUAAAUAGUCUUCACUUUUCACUUUAUGUCACCGUAAAUAAUUGCACUUGUCACAUUGGAGAAGAUGCCGAUAUAUUGAUAACUCUUUAUGAUAGUAAAGAGUCCAAAUUCAUCAGUGAAAAUUAUGUCGUACCCUGGAGCUCGCAAGGAUUAAUGAAAGAAUUUGCCAAAUCAAACAAAGGGCGAGUUGUAUUUUGUGAUCUCGGAAGCAAAGAUUUGAGAAGGGAAAAGGUUUAUAUUAUUUGCCAAAUAAUUCGUAAAGGUGCAAUGGAACUUAAAGAAACCGAGCAAGGUCAUCGUGGAAAAGGUUUAUCACAAUUUAAAAAAGAUCAAAAUAAAAGACUAAACGAAGGAAUCAGACGUCCAUUUGGAGUUGCUGCUUUUGAUGUUACAGAGAUUCUUAAAGGAAAAGUAGAAAGUGAUGGAGAGAAACACUUUUUCAUACCUUUUAUGCAAUGUAUGGAUAAAGAUACACUUGAUUCGACAAUUCGUAAACUUUUAUCCCUCAAAGGUGAAAUCAGUGAAAAAGAUCACAAAGGCCAAGGCUUAUGGAUUUCGUAUAAACUACUGCUUGGUGAUUUAGAACAAGCUCGUGGUGACUCGCCUCAUCUUAUUUCCCAAUAUACCAAAAUUGCGCGUCGAAUGGGUUUUCCUGAGAUAAUUUUACCUGGUGACGUUCGUAAUGAUCUUUAUUUAACUUUGAUUUCCGGUGACUUCAGUUCAAAAGCAAGCAAUGCUAAGAAUAUCGAAGUUACUAUUAGAGUGUGCAAUGAUAGAGGUCACAUCCUUCCUGAAGCAAUCACCGUCGGUCCUGGUUUAUCAUUGGGAUCUGAAUAUAAAUCAGUUGUGUAUUACCAUGAAGAAAAACCUAAAUGGAUGGAAACCAUCAAAAUUUCGUUAGAUAUUGAAGAUUUUCGUACUUCACAUCUCAAAAUAACUUACAAACACCGAUCAAGCAAUGAAUCAAAGGACAAAAAUGAGAAACCGUUUGCUUUUUCCUUCAUCAGACUAAUGAAUGAAAAUGGUACCACUUUGAAAGAUGAAAUUCACGAACUUUUAAUUUAUAAAAUUGAUGGUAAAAAGUAUGAUGAAACUGACAGUAACGUGAGUUACUUUAAAUUGCCAUCCACUCGAAGUGAACUCGAGUCAAAAAUACCAAAAGCAACAUAUUCAAACUCUGGUUCCAGUUUAAAGUUGGCCUUCUCCAAUAUCAGUGUACCUGGACUGACACUCAAUCCUCGUGAUGUUUGCCUUGUUUCUUCCAUAGUUUGUUCAACUAAACUAACUCAAAACAUUGAUCUGCUUGGACUGCUUAAAUCACCACCAUCAUCAAACGACGACGAACUCAAAGCUUGUCUUCUUGCAUUUAUGAAAGUUGACGGUGAAGAUAUUGUCAAAUUUUUGCAAGAUAUUUUAGACUCCCUUUUUAAAACUUUAACAGACAAAGAAUCAGACGAAUUUGUCGAUUUAGUUUUUAAAGCUCUAGUUUUUGUUGUGGGGCUUAUAUCAGACACAAAGUAUCAACAUUUCCGUCCAGUACUUAAUGUUUACAUUGAGAAAACCUUUUCUGCUGCUUUAGCUUACAACAAAUUGAUUAUUGCUCUGCGGCGUUAUAUUGACAAAUUAUCAGCUGGACGAUUACAAUGUGACAAACUGAAUGGAUCUUUGUCAUUAGAUGCCUCCAUUGGAUCUUAUCAUGAAUUCAAUGACAGCCUAUUUGUCAUAAGUAUGAUGAAAAGUAUUGGCUUUCUCUUCAAAUUUAUUGUCCGUUCACGGUGCCUCUUCCUAGAAUCACAAAGACUUCAGCGAUUUGAUGUUCCACUUGAUAAUAUGGUUGAAUUUACAUCCAUGCAAGAUCUACUUUUAUCAUUUACUUCUCUCAUGUCACCUCGAAGUAAAGCAAGUAUUGAAAUUCAAGCUCUGUGCCUUAAAUACCUUCCACCUGCAAUACCUGAUAUUUUAAUUGUUUUCGAAAGGAAAACAUUAAGCCAUAUACUAAUUGAACUAAUUACUCGAGUGCCUUAUGAAAAAUUGAAGCAACAAAAGCUUCUUUUUAUGUCAGAUAUUAUCCAAUGUGAUUGCCUUUUCAGUGAUCCAGAGGCAAGAAAAAUUUUACUCCCAGUGUUUAGUGAACAUAUUCACCAUUUUCUGGAGAAAAAGACUGAAAUGGAUUAUUCUGUCCAAGUUUUGAAUGAAAUAUUAACUGUACUAAGUCAUUGUCCAUUGGAUGAAAUUGAAGCCGACAUUGCUGACCUCAGUCUAUCUCUUCUUCGAACUGUCAUAUUCACAGUUAUUGGCAGAGGACGGGAUGAAGGUUUAACUGGUAACUUAGUUGCCAUUAUGAUAGACAUACUGCGUUUAAUGACUCCAAGUCAUUAUAAUAAGUAUAUGGAAAUUUACACUAACCACCGACAACUUUUGGAAUUUCUUAUUGAACUUCUUCUGGUAUUUAAAGAUCUUGUUUGUGCCCCAGUUUACCCCUCUGAUUGGAAUGAGAUGUUAAUGCUUCAAAACAGUGUCAUACUUACAUCAUUAAAACAAUUUGCAAUGAAAAUCCGUGAACGUUUUGUUGGACCUCAUUUUGAGUAUCAACUAUGGAAUAACUUUUUCCACUGUGCAAUCGCUUUUCUAACCCAAAAAGCUCUACAACUUGAAAAUUUUUCAACCACCAAAAGAAAUAAAAUUUAUGAAAAAUAUCGUGAUAUGAGAAGAGAAGCCGCUUCUGAGAUAAGAUGUAUGUGGUUCCAUUUAGAUAUUCAUACAAUUGAAUUUGUUCCUGAUUUGAUUGGUCCAUUUUUAGAAGUCGCUCUCAUUCCGGAUCAACAUCUUCGCAAAGAAAUUGUUCCUAUAUUUUUUGAAAUGAUGCAAUGUGAAUUUUAUUCAUCACGUCCGUCAAACCAACGAUCAUUUAAAGGAUGUGAAGAUGAAAUGAUCACCCAAUUAGAUAAAAUGAUUGAAUCUGGUAAAGGAGAUAUCAAUUUCCGUGAACUAUUGAAACGUGAGAUUGAAGAUAAAUUUGAAAAUCAUGCCCAUAUGCGAGAAAAAGGACUUAAAUUUGUCAGUAUGGUUGACAAAUUGAUUCGUAGACUAUUGGAAUACAGAGCAAUGCUCAAUGACGAUGUCGAAGAAAACCAAGAAUGUCUCAUGAUUUGUAUUGUCAAUCUUCUUGAGUUUUAUCACAAAAACAAGCGUGAAGAAAUGUAUUUAAGAUACCUUUACAAAUUAGUUGAUCUUCAUAUAGCAUGUGAAAACUAUACUGAAGCUGCUUACGCUCUUCUAUUACAUGCUACUCUACUUCAUUGGACUGACGAACCUUUACCAUCUCAAUUGAGAAGUGAAAAAUAUCCUGACAGUAAAACCCACCGAGAAUUGAAAGAGAACCUUUAUAAGACAAUUAUCGACUAUUUUGAAAAAGGCCAACAAUGGGAAGAAGGUUUAAAAGUUUGUAAAGAUUUAAUCAUCAAGUACGAGAAAGACAUUUUGGACUAUGUUCAACUUUCUCAUUUAUAUCAAAAAAUGUCUACUCUUUACGAUCAUAUUGUCAAACAAAUCCGAAUCAAGAGAGAUUAUUAUAGAGUUGCAUAUUAUGGCAAAGGAUUUCCAGCAUUUCUCAGAAACAAAGUAUUCAUUCAUCGAGGUAAACCCUAUGAACGACUUGGUGAAUUCACCAAACGUUUGAUGGACAUGUUUCCAAAUUGUGUUAAAUUAGAUCCGUUGGCACAACCUACUCAAGAAGUCUUGGAAUCAGAUGGUCAAUAUCUUCAAAUUAAAACUGUUGAUCCAGUUGUUGAAUUAAAAGAGAGAUUCAGAGGAAAGUUGCUUCAUCCGCAUAUAAUUACUUUCUAUGAAGGUAAUCAAGUUCAAAAAUUCAGUUUAUCAAGGAUAUUCAAACGAGAAUCAUAUUGGGGAGAAAGUGAAUUUGCGUCACGAUGGGUUGAGAGAACAAUUAUGAAAACUCAAUAUCCACUUCCAGGAAUUUUAACCUGUUUUAUGGUCACAGAAGUAACUUCAAUUGAAAUAUCUCCCAUUGAAAUUGCCAUUGAAGAUAUGGAAAAGACUAAAAGUGAUGUUAUUCGAGCCAUUUGCUCUCAUCAUUACCGUUUACCCAAUUUGAAUAUUGCUGAAGUGCUUUUGAUGAAAAUUCAAGGAAUCGUUGAAGCUGCUGUAAACGGUGGCAUUGUCAACUAUGAAAAGGCAUUCAUUGAAAGUCGAGAAUAUAUUCAGAUUGACGACGGAAUCGAUAUUGGAAGAAAAGAUGAUCUCAUCAAAAAAUUGAUCAAUUCAAUUGCUUCUCUAAUUCCUGUUCUCGAGAUUGCAUUUGCACUUGUUAAACCAUAUAUUACACCAGACUUGCAACCUUUGUAUGAACAUUUGGAGGAAUCUUUUCGAAAAAUGAAACAAACUCGUGAAGUUGCUUAUAGUAAACGACCUCCACCCAAAGAAUUGACAUUCUUGUUGAAGGAGAUUAAUAAACGCAAUUCUUCUUCUACCGAAGGAGAAGAAAAAUUAGAUAGAUCCAGCUUGACUCAAAGUGUUGGAAAAGGAAGAUCAAAAUCUGUCUUCAGUCUUACAAACCCACCGAAUAUUUGGGCAUCAUUCCCAGGACAAACAAUGAAAGAAACUUUACGAACCAAGAAAGGUUCGUCUGGUAGUGGGGCUAACCGUAAAGCGAAAGGAGAAAGUAGCACUAAAUGGUUUGAUGUCAAUGACACUGGAAGCUCAAUGGGUGACAUUGAAAAUCGUUCAACUACUGACAUUUCGAUGGACUCUCUAUUGACACGAUCUGCUGCUAUCCGAACUCCUAGACCACGAAGUGGUGGACAAAUUCGAUCUUCUCCAGGUCGAAGCCCAAUGAAUCAUACUCUUUCUGCCACAUGCUUAAACACAUUCCCAAUUCAACCAGAACCAGAUUACAACGAGUCUUCAGAUAUACUACAAAGUUCCCCUGAACCACCGCCUCUCCCAGUCAAGCAACAUUCCACCAUUGAUCUUAGCAUUGGAAGUCCAGAUCGUGAUGGAUCACUCGAUGAUCGAACUUCGCUGUCACGAAAUCGUAAAGGUUCUUUACCAUCAAAAUCAUCUUUUUUCAACAAGCCUUUACCUCCUCCUCCUGCUGUAUACUAUUCUCAUGCUCGUCAAACAUCAGUUCCUAGUUAUAGAUCAAAUUCACGUGCCUUCGGAUCACCUGAUGAUAAUGAACCACCUCUUUUGCCAAAGAGGCCAAGUCAUAGUUCUAAUAGCCUUUCAGUGCCAAUUACCUCUGAGCUACGGAAAGAUGUUGUUUAACAAGUUCAACUAUACGGGAAAAUGUUGAAAGGAUUACCUAGUCUUACCACCUUAUUCAUUUCCUGAUAAAUCAUCUUGAAAUACAUUCAUUGCCUUAUUCAUUUUAUGUUUCAUGUAAUCAUUAUAAUUAUUUUAUGCGGCCAUCUAUUUUAAGUUUUGCACCAAUUUUAUAUCUUUGGCGCUGGUAAAUGAUUAGAAUGGCUAUAAGCAAAAGAUAUUAAAAAUGGCGAAAAACUAAAUUUAAAUGGCUGUAUUAUAAUACCGUCCUAUUCAUUAUCAUCAUUUAAAGUAUUGGAUAAGAUGCAUCAAUAGAACGAAAUUAUUGUCAUAUAACAUUUUUUUUAACAGCGAAUUUCUAUUUUUUUUACAAAAAUCUGUGAUCAGUUAAAACAGUUUCAUGAAAACAUUAACCCAAGAAAAGUAUCAAGCCUUAUUUAAUGAUUGAAUUAAAUCAAUUUCUCAAUUUUAUCUAAACUAAACUUCGAUUGGAAAACUUUGUACCUUACUUUAACCUCAGUUGAUUUUAUAACAUGACAUUAUGCCAUUGGAAGCAAAACAUAACUUUCUUAUUACCAAAAAUCAUGUUUAACCCACCAUGUUGUAAAUCUUAUCAUUAAAUAAAUCUGAUACCAAGAAAACUUGA
This is a messenger RNA of Tetranychus urticae (two-spotted spider mite), 6806 nucleotides long. It is a transcript of the gene mbc, whose product is annotated as dedicator of cytokinesis protein myoblast city. Gene Ontology annotation, molecular function: small GTPase binding; guanyl-nucleotide exchange factor activity. The record is from RefSeq and is a predicted model, not a curated record. Gene Ontology annotation, cellular component: cytoplasm; plasma membrane. Lineage: Eukaryota; Metazoa; Arthropoda; Arachnida; Trombidiformes; Tetranychidae. Gene Ontology annotation, biological process: myoblast fusion; cell migration; small GTPase-mediated signal transduction.